AUGGCUCCGGAUUCAGCGGCGACGUCGGCGAGUCUGUGUGGCCGCCCUCGUCACCAUAUCCGUGCGCCGGCGCGGCCAGAGCACCACAAGCACCAACAUCAUCACCACAACCCGAGGCGGCGCAAAAUUCCGGGCAAAUUUAGCAACGUUGAAUAUGCCGCAGAUGGCCUUACGAUCCAGGCGGUAGGGGAUCCAUCCCGCGAGAGCGGUCGUGUGACCAGGCAUACGCAGCAGCAGAACCGCAUCACCGUCCGGAGGCUUGUGCACUUUUCCGGCCUAGGGGAUCGUUUGCGGGACAUGGCCACCCGCCGCGGUCUGGCGAGUCCCUGCUUCUCCCACACCACGAUAGAGUCGAAGCAUUUGCGCUUCAACACGCGAUCAGCAGUCAGCGUAGCGAUCGAGUCCUUCAUCUUGUCAUUUUGCACAAUUGUGUCAUGCAUGCUGCUACUGAAUCAUAUCAUCUUGGGAGGCCUGCGCGCUUCGAGCCAGCAGUUGUCUUUGGCUUCAUGA
Messenger RNA from Pyricularia grisea, 510 nucleotides. RefSeq lists its product as uncharacterized. NCBI's taxonomy places the organism in Eukaryota, Fungi, Ascomycota, Sordariomycetes, Magnaporthales, Pyriculariaceae. The coding region runs from base 1 to 510 and encodes 169 amino acids. The transcript is spliced from 2 exons. The record is from RefSeq and is a predicted model, not a curated record.